UCAAGGCAGUCGUUCGCUCUUCACUUAAGAUCCGAAGCCUUUUUUUUUGUCCAGUGGUCUUUACCACUGGAUAGUUUUUUUGUCUUUCUGAAGAUUCGACCAUUAAACUUAUAGUAUUUUACCGUCGCGUUCCACGGCAUCUUCAAGAUGUCGAAACUAGCUACAAAUCGUCGGAUCCUCAUCAUGGCCAUGGCAGCGAUCCUGCUGCCGUUCGCCAUGAUAUCAGCUUCACCAACGGAACGAAACACAACGGAAACGCAAGACAUUAAAAUUACCGAUACGACAACAGAAUACCCGACUGUGAGCAUCAACAAUGACACGUUACUGCCAACUUCAAUCGAAUGUUAUUGUAAUUUGCCCGAGUGUCUAUCAACCUCUGGUAGUUAUAACCCUUGCACCACUCGUUUAGGGUGCUUUUUUGAACUUCAGCCGGCUGACAUUCUAAAAUCGAACAAGACCAGAAACCCGUUGUCCGAGGAUCAAUUUUCUACAGUCUUCAUCGAAGAUUACAAGGUCAACGGAGUAUUCGGCUGUCUGGAAUCUUCACCCGUUAAUAAAACGUGUAAUCAGAUUUUGAAAUCAAUGGAAAACGAUGAAUCGGAGUUCCCAGAUCUCCAUUCUCAAAAUGCUACAAAUCAAUCUACGAAAAUCAAGACCUACUAUUGCUGCGAACAAGCCAUGUGCAAUGAACAUAUUUCCCUUCCUUUGAACGGGGAAUAUGUUCAAGUCAUGGUGCUUACAAAUGCACUACGGCUCAUGGACAUUAAUAUCAAAAUGAAUGAAAACCAAAACACCACCAACGUUCCCGACGUUAAGACAGAAACUGCUGAGAACAACUCAACUUUGUUUUUGAGUAAACCAUCAGUCCAUUACGGCGUUAUUUCGGAAAACAUAACCACGCACAUACCAUUGAAACAUUUGGUAGAUGAAGAACAAGAUAAAAAUUCAACGAUGGCUGAAAAUGAAAAGAGUCCGGUUGUUUCAACAACUGAAAAAACUUCCCAGGACACUAGGUUUAUUACAGUUAUAGUCGUUAAGUCAGACUUCAAUAACAACUCAACAAACGACAAGGACUUAAGUGUUCCAUCAACUACAGAAUCAAAAUUAGAAUCCAACUUUACGCAUGUAAAUGAACAUGAUUUUAAUACUGGAAUACAACAACUUAUAUCUCAUAAAGAUAAUUCUUCAAUUGUUUCUGAUCUCAAAAAUAAUUUGAACAUUACAUUGAAAUCUAAUUUAAGUAUAAUAGAUAACACGAGUAUAAAUACAAACGAAAUUAAGGCUAAUUAUUCUUAUGACUCUAAACUUGACCUUAAUAUUACAGCGGAACCUUACGUUAAUCAAACACUGAGCUUAAAUUCGUCAACUCAAGCGGCUUCAUCUGAAUCUUCUACCACACUACCCAAAUCAAUGACAACUCCUUUGUAUAAACAUAAACUUGUUUCUAAUGUGAUUACACCGGAGUCUAAUUUAAAUGUAUCAAACGCACUAAGUUUAAACACGUCAUCUCAAGCGGUAUUAACGGAAUCAUUCGAAACCCAAUCAAUGAGUUCUACUGAUCUAUUUAACACGGAAGUUUUAAAUAAUACAAUAAAAAACACGGAAGAAAGAAAAUCUAAUUCUAAAAAAGUCUUACAUGUUAUUAAAAAACGUCAUGAUGCACAUUAUAAAAUGCAAAAUUUUCAAGAAACAACCAAGCCAGACUUUAAUGAUGACUUAAGUAACAACAAAGACUUAAUUAUUCCAUCAACUACAGUACCUUCAAUCCAAUCUGAUUCUAUUAAUUUAAGUACAUUGAGUUUCAAGAAUGCAGUACUUGAAUUAUUAUUCCGACGCUUGUGUAACCAUUCGUUCUUGUCUGUACUUGAACAUACAGACAGCUUUGCAAAUACUUCAUUUGAAACUAAUUUAAAUGCAUUAGACACACUAUGCUUGCGUAUUUCAUCUCAAUCAGAUUUAUCAGUAUCUUCCAAUAAUCAGCCAAUUGAUUCUACUGAUCUAGGGGACAAGGAACAAGAUACAUUUAUUUCCAAAAACCUCCAGCAUGUUAUUAAAAAACGUCAUGAUACACAUUACGGAAUGCAUAAUAUUCAAGAACAAACAAAGCAAGACUUCAACGGCACUUUGACGUACAACAAGAGCUUAAGUGUUCUUAAUAAUACAGUAACUACAUCAAAAUCUAAUAUAACACAUAUAAAGAAUUCCGAUUUACAUUAUGCGAUAGUAGAACUUCUGUUCCAAGUAAUGUAUAAUGAUUCACAGGUUUCUGCGCUGCAGUCUAAUGUAAGCACUACACCGGAAUCUUACGUUAAUCAAACAGACAUACUGAGUGUAAAUACGACCAUUCAACCGAUUUUAUCGGAAUCUUCCACAAUCCAGUCAGAAACAAUGAAUAAUUCUUCGUAUGGACCUAAUGUUAACAGUACUACAGAAUCUAAUUUAAAUAUAUCAAACACAUUGAACUUAAAUACGUCAUCUCAAGUAGCUUCAUCUGAAUCGUCUACGAAACAACCGGAAACAAUGAGUAUUCCUACGAGUAUGUAUGAAUCUAAUAUUAGCACCACACUAGAAUCAAACUUAAAUCUAACAAACACACUGAGCUUAAAUACGUCAUCUGAAGCGGCUUCGUCUGAAUCUUCCACGACACAAUCUGAAACAAUGACUACUCCUUUGUAUGAACAUAAACUUGUUUCUAAUGUGAGCAGUAUACCUGAGUCUAAUUUAAAUGUAUCAAACGCACUGAGUUUAAACACGUCAUCUCAAGCAGUCGUAACGGAAUCAUCCGGAACCCAAUCAAUGAAUUCUACUGAUUUAAUAAGAGACACGGAAGAUUUAACUACUACGAUUAAAAUCACGGAAGAAGAUCAAUCUAAUUCUAAAAAUGUCCAGCAUAAUAUUAAAAAACGUCAUGAUGCACCUUACGGAAUGCAUAAUAAUCAAGAUCAAAUAAAGCCAGAUCUUAACGACAAAUCGACAUACGACAAGAAGUUAAAUAUUCCGUUUACUACAGUAGCUACAUCGGAGUUUAAAUCCACACAUCCAAAGAAAAUCAAUUUCCGGAAUAUAAUAGCAGGACGUUUAUUCCGACAAGUAUAUAGACCGGAAUAUAAAAACAUAAAUCCGAUCAACACACUUAGCGCCAAUACUUUAUCUCAAAUAGUUCCAUCGGAAUCAUCGGAAACUCAAAAAAUGGAUUAUACCGAUCCUGAGGAUACUGAUAUCACAAGUACUUUUUUGAAAACCACAGAAGAAGAUGACAUGAACUCCGAAUAUUUGUUGCAUAUUAUUAAAAAGCGACACGAUGAAUUUAACGACGCGACCCCUGCGCAACCCAUCGGUGAACCGACCGCGAACGGAACGCUGCCACCGGAGACCGCGGCGAUGCCUGCAUUGCCGACCGAAGGCAACGACAACAAGAUGGGUGACACGGUCGACUCGGCCGUCCACCAGAACGGCGGAGUCACCGACCUGUCCCAUUACCGGCCCAACGUCGACGGCAUGCUCUGGAUCCGGCACACCGCGUGGACGACCGGCACCGUCGGGCUGUUGGCCGUCGUUGGCAUCAUUUGCAUGACCGUGGUGACGUUGUUGGUGCUGGCGGCCGUGCGAAUCGUGCGCAGAGCUGACGUGUUCAGGAACUUCAAGGACGUUUGCAGCAACCCGGGACAUCCGUGCCCGUGCCAGGGCUCCCGGUUUCCCGCGUCCGCCUUCCGUCACACGACCAGACCGGCCGGCCGCGGCAUCCGCGUCAACCACAACAGCAGCUCUGCGCCAGUACACUCCCCCGACUCCGUCGGCAACACCGCGUUUGUGUACGCCACCGUACCGGUGGAACCGUCCAACGCCAAGCCGGUACAGAUCCGUCGCUAAACAGCGAUCGAACCCGAGGAAAGUUUAUACGUUUAUUUGUACAUAUACAUAUACAUAUAUAUAUAUAUGUUUAUAUGUUUACGCGUAAGAUUUCGCGUUCCCGGUGACACGAUGCACACAUUUACUGUACAUUAAUCGUUCGCAAAUACUAUUCGAUCAUUAGACUUACAAAUCAUUACACUUCUUUGGCACUUUUCUAACGUACGUGUCGUAUAACGCACGGAGACAUAAAUCAUCUAAUCUUAUCUUUUCCGCCGCACGGGCUUAUAACAUUUUUCAAUAAUAUUUUUUAUUUCGACGCUCUGCCGCGUUGGACUUCAACAUACGUUUUUCUCCGAUCAAUUACGUCCUAAACAUAUAUAUAUAUAUAUAUACACAUACAAACAUACACUUCCUCUGAACGUUGUCAUAACAUCGAUAA
This is a messenger RNA of Sipha flava (yellow sugarcane aphid), 4291 nucleotides long. Its product is annotated as formin-J-like. The record is from RefSeq and is a predicted model, not a curated record. The transcript is spliced from 5 exons. Lineage: Eukaryota; Metazoa; Arthropoda; Insecta; Hemiptera; Aphididae. The coding region runs from base 148 to 3870 and encodes 1240 amino acids.